ACCGUGCUCGAGUACGGUAUGUGGUAUCCUGUCAGCGGAUGGAGGAGAGAAAAACCUGCCGCAUUCUGCGACAUCCUUUCCCAACUCCCCUUGUCCUGGCCAACGAAUGUCUCUCGGGCCCAUAUCACCAAGGCCGAACAGGAUUUUUUGAUGACGCCCCCGACUUGAGUCAAAACGAGCUCGUAAAGCGUCACCCGCAGGGGCUGCCCAUUCGCACAGAGCUUUGGCCAAUCUAAACCGCGAAGCGGCCCAGAUCAGGUCUCGGCCAGACCUGAUCGAGAAAUUUCCUUUGUCGCCCCCGGGCUCGAAACCACUCGUUGAGGGGGGACGACGACUGGGUCUUCUCCAGUAAUCACGGGGGUGCGGACGACGGGGAGAGAGAGAAAGGCAAAGGGAAGAAGAAAAAAAUUUCACAAAAGCAAGUCCCAAACAUCCCAUGCACCGCAACAUCGUAAUAACCAACCAGUUCCCCAAUUGUGCCUCGUCGACUCAGCCCGUUGACUGGCUAGCCUUCUCGACUUGCGUGCUGCUGGCCCUGCAGCGUUUGUUUGUUCGCCAGCUCGUCGUCGAUCGCUCGGUCCACCCCCUCUUCCUCAUCCACCCUCAUAGACUCCCUUUUCCAUUGCUAUAACCAAUUUUUUGCCUCCCGAUACCUUUUCACCUGCCCAUCGCAGCCGGUGCCUUAUGUGCUAGCGUUUUCCCAUCCUCAUCUUGAUGAAAUGAACCAUCCUUACCGCCUUGACUCGGCUCCGGAAUCAUAAUCUAGUCUUCGGUCGAUUUUCUUUCGGAGCUUCUAUCAUACCUACUGGCUUCCUGACUGCUGGGUUUGCGGUUGCAUACCUCUGUUCUUACUUCUCGAAGGUGUUUGCCUAGCGAAUUCGAAUUGAGCCGGGUGCCUGCAUACCCGACUUUCAGCUUUGGAACAACCUUGUUGUCGAGAGAGGAAUUCGGGAACGAAUAGUAGCAGUGCCAUACCCAAACCGGCAGCUGCACAUGUUGGAGGGGUUCAUUAGAACUUUAAGAUGUUUGUAUAGUUCAUUACUCAGAUUCCUUAGGCCGCCUCCAGACUCCUUUAAAUAGCUGCUUGUCUUUUUCUUAAUCCGGGGCUGGAGCGAAUGCUAUCGGAUCACUAAUGAUUUUCUCUAACUUGCUUAACUUGCUAGAAUAGUGAUUACGUCUACCGAGGUUUUUGGAGAUCUUCAGGAAAACCUAGAAGUCGAAUUAGCCUCGAAAUCGCAAGCCCAAGAAUAGGGGAGUCAUGCCGAGUUCAUUUUCUAAUACAAAUACAAGAGGCGGUCGAGGAAUUGGGGAUAGGGCUCUCGUCACAUUUCGGAUGUUGGUUUCCCCCACCGUUUUUAUCAGGGAAUUUGAUGGAGGUUUCUUUCCUUUUGUUCCAUCUUUUACUGCGCUCUCUUGGGGGGCGUGUAAACGUUUCUUGAUAUCGGCAUUUGUUUUCUCCCCGGAUUGUGGGCUGGAUGGCUAACGUUUUUCAGAGCUUUUCCCACGGAUAAAAUGCCUCGGACGGUGCAUCUUGUUGGCUCGUGGGACAAUUUUAGUACUGCUCUGCCAAUGGAUCAGGAUUUACGUGUUGGUCGUGGGGUUUGGAAAGGGAUGGUUACCGAAAGAGGUGGACUCGUGAUGGGACAUGACUACACUUACUACGUUAGUUUCUCCCUGGUUCAACGGGUGUCCUCGAGUCCGUAAAGGGCGUCAUUGACAUAUCCAUCAGUUUCUCCUUAACUCAAAAACUUUCGUACCAGAUCCAGCGUCCACUCCGGACCUGACCAUGGUUGAUCCAACCAGCGGAAGGUUGGUUUCAACGUUAUACGUCCCAUUGGAACUUCCUCCAUCUCCGGAGAAGCCGCCGAAUCCACCCCCACAUCUUUUCCUUUCAACUCAAUCUCCUACACCGCCCAUGGCCCCACUGGAUGAGAAGGCCAAGACAAUUUCUCCCGUUAGCGUUAUUGGAUCUUCCGUGUUUGCUGGCAGUAGUGACGAGGGUGGUUUGUUUGAAGAGCCGCGUAAGGUUCCAGAACAUCCGUCGGUUCAGAGUCCUAUUGGAGCCGAAGCGCCGGGUAAAGACCCUGGAAGUCUGCGGGGAAAAGCUAGAGGACGGACCGGUCGUAGGAUGUCGAUUUUUCAAUUUGGUGCGGCUAAGGAUGUCCCAGUCUCGACCGAAGAAAUUGCGAUCAGGAAACGCGGGUGGACACUAGCUAAGAAAGCGUCUGGCAUAUUCCGCGGACGAAGCAAGGCUAGGGCUGAAGAUGAUGAUAAAGUUUCCAAGGCGGUCGAUCGAUCGGGAAAAGUAGCGGCUGCGGCGAAGGCCGAAGGAAUCGCAGUGGAGGUUCUACCAAAAAAACAGGUACCUCCACCAACAUCAAUGAAAAGUUCUAAUAAGAUCUCGGAUAUUGUUGGAUAUCUCAGAGAGACAUCUUCAGAAAUGUCGAUCAACGGAUCAGGGGGUCUGCGGCCACAGCCUGCACAGGCUUACUAUCAUUCUCCAGUGACUUCAAACCGCUCGAGUGCUACCAACCAUCAACAAAAUCAACGGAACCAACGGAAUCAGCACCCACGGCCCGAGCCACACCCGCAACCAUGUCCGAUCUCGCCACAGGAGACUAUCCUAUUCGAAGUGGCCGAUAUUGCUUCGAAUACCAUAGAGAAUUCGCCCUCACCUUCCCUUUAUCACUCGGUCGCGUCAGCUUGCUCUUGCCAUGCUCUUUCAGCUUGUUCUUGCUCUCCAAAUAUUUCCUCCCCAUUUUCUCCCGAUGAGAGUUGUGCCAGUGACGAUGAGGUUGACGAGAGAGACGGUGAUUCUUUCGGAAUAGAGACCCCGACCGAUGGCCUUGGAAUCUCUGCCCCACAAUAUAGCACACCUAAAGAAUACCAUUCCCGGGCGAAAGAAGAACAGGCCAGUGUCUAUCCAAAAUACUAUAACUUCGAUGAAGUCUCGGCUGGCGCGCCUGGUGGCAACAGGGAUAUUGGACGGUACGCUGGGGAUGUAAUUCUGGACGAGGCUAAUAACGGGAAUUGUGGUUUCGCAGCGGGUGGAAUGAAAUCCUUGGGGCGCUUGAGAGAAGAAGUUGCCGGAGAGCUUUCCUGGAGAGCUGAACUUGUCGAUGAGUUAGGCUAUCUUGGCGGCAUUGUUGUCUAACGUUUUGACUGGCCCGAGAUCCCCAACCCUUCCAUAUAUUUUUCGUUACGUUCCUUGUGAUAUACCUUUAUGUAUUUCCCUUUUCUCUUCUUUCCAGGUAUAUAUCGUUUUUCUUUGCUAUGGGCUCAUAGCAUUAAUCAGCUUCAUCCAUCCAUUUUUUUUCUCCCUCUUCUCUUUGGGCGCUGCUUAUUUCCUGUUUGGGGUGGCGUAUUAUCGACUUUUUUUUUUCUGGCGUAGUGUAUGUUAGCAUUCUUCUGUCCUCCGGGGCGAGCAGUUGGGGAGCUCAAAAGGCAUAUACAGGGGUUUCUGGUUGUUUUAGUUCAGCGGGUAUAUCACGGCUUGCAUAUAAAACUCUCUUUGAUCCUUUUUCCCUUGCUUCUGGUGAUAUCUUUUUCAGUCAAGUACAUAGCUUUUGGUCGUCUCUUUUUCUAGACUUUCAUUCAUGAGCAUUCGGUUGGUUGCAUUAUUGGUUGGUUCAUUACUGGGAAACAAGCACUCUUUCGUUGGGGCGCGUUUGCUUCUGCAGUAUAAGGGAGAUAAAUACCAGCUUCCCUUGUUAGCUAGUUGAAAUUGAGGUUUUGUUUGAGAUUGAUUCUUACCUGUCAGAUCUUUGACACAGCGCCUCCU
This is a messenger RNA of Tuber aestivum (summer truffle), 3781 nucleotides long. NCBI's taxonomy places the organism in Eukaryota, Fungi, Ascomycota, Pezizomycetes, Pezizales, Tuberaceae. The record is from the annotation of a GenBank genome assembly.